Molecule: messenger RNA, 983 nt
Organism: Plodia interpunctella (Indianmeal moth)
Lineage: Eukaryota; Metazoa; Arthropoda; Insecta; Lepidoptera; Pyralidae
Product: trypsin, alkaline C-like
Exons: 4
Coding region: 40-855 (271 amino acids)
Biological process (GO): proteolysis
Molecular function (GO): serine-type endopeptidase activity
Source: RefSeq, a predicted model, not a curated record
GAUUCAAUAGAAAUACUUGAAACACAAGUUAUAAAUAUUAUGAACAAAAGGCAGUCAAACAGUUGUGUGGAAAACGUCAAAAUGCGCGUCAUAGUGAUUGCGUUAGUAUUAGGAGUAGCUGCAGUCACUGCAAUUCCCACAAAUACACAGAAGAUAAUAGGUGGUUCUGCCACCACCAUCAGCCAGCAUCCUGAGAUAGUAUCACUAUUGUACUCAUACUGGGGAUCCAGCUACUACCAGGUGUGUGCUGGAACCAUUCUUAAUAUGCGCUCCAUCUUGACUGCAGCACAUUGUGUUGCAGGAGAUUCUCCAACACAAUGGCGCAUUCGAGCGGGAUCAUCUUACUCUCUCAGUGGAGGCACAGUUUACAGCAUUGUGUCUAUUAUCUCUCAUGCUAAUUACAGUAAACCAAUAGCUCAUGAUAAUGAUGUUGCUAUACUGCGCACGUCUUCUAAUAUCGUCUACAGUACUGUAGUAAAGGCUGGAAGUAUAGCGGGAGCUAAUUACUACUUGGCUGACAAUCAAGUUGUCUGGGCAGCUGGCUGGGGAACCACUGCUGUUGGAGGAUCGACAGUAGACCAACUGCGGCACGUUCAAAUCUGGUCUGUCAAUGCUGACAUCUGCAAGAGUCGCUACGCUCGGAGCGGGUACAUCGUGACAGACAACAUGUUAUGCUCCGGCUGGUUGGACGUGGGUGGCCGCGAUCAGUGCCAGGGUGAUUCUGGUGGCCCACUCUUCCACAAUGGCGUCGUAGUCGGUAUCUGUUCCUGGGGCCUCCAGUGCGCGCUGCCUGAGUACCCUGGCGUCAACACUCGUGUCUCCAGAUUCACGCCAUGGAUUCAAGCUAACGCUUAGAAAUUGAUUUCUAUGAAUUUAAAUAUUAUAUUUUUUCGACAUCGUGGUGUUAUAAAAUUAUAAAAAUUGACGAUAGAUUUCUUUUGAACUGUCGAUUAAUUGACAAGAUAAGAUAAAUUGAUAUUGUU